Molecule: messenger RNA, 1524 nt
Organism: Trichoderma reesei QM6a
Lineage: Eukaryota; Fungi; Ascomycota; Sordariomycetes; Hypocreales; Hypocreaceae
Exons: 1
Coding region: 1-1524 (507 amino acids)
Biological process (GO): polysaccharide biosynthetic process
Cellular component (GO): membrane
Molecular function (GO): acyltransferase activity, transferring groups other than amino-acyl groups
Source: RefSeq, a predicted model, not a curated record
AUGCUCCAGCAGAACAUCCUCAACACCAGCAGAGACUGGGAAGAGAUCAAGGCCGACUAUGACCCGGAAUCGAUCAAGGAGUCAAAGGGGUAUGCGAUAUGGAAGGCGAUCCCUUACACCCCCAAGCACAAGCGGGUCAUUGGCCGAGUCGUGAACGCGCUGUCCAAGAUACCCGUCGCCUUCACGGUAGCUGAGAAGCUGCGCCCGACAUCGUAUCUGGAUGGCCUUCGGGGCUUCGCCGCCUUUCUCGUCUACUGGCACCAUCACGAGCUGUGGGUUCACGGCUGGACAAAGGAAAACUCCAUCUUUGAGAAUGGCUUUGGGUAUGACGGCAAAUACUACAUGGCCGCCUUCCCCGGCAUACGCAACUUCUUCACCGGCGGACACUAUGCCGUCUCGACCUUUUUCAUCAUAUCGGGCUACGUCCUCUCUCUGAAGCCCAUGAGCCUUGUGCAGGCGGGCGAGCUCGCAAAGCUGGGCGACAACCUCGCAUCGGCCUUUUUCAGGCGGUGGCCACGCCUCUACAUGCCCAUCAUCGUGGUCGUCCUGGCAUACAUUACGCUAUGGCACAUGGCCGGCAUGUGGAUCAACGGGAUGAAGCGGGCGGAGAGCUGGUCGGAAGAGGUGGUGGCCUUGUAUCGAGAGUUCAAGAACUUCAGCUUCGUCUUCAAGGAGGGGGGCGUUCCCUGGCUGAGCUACAACUUCCACCUGUGGUCCAUCCCGGUCGAGUUCAAGGGCUCCAUGGUCGUCUACGCCUCGCAGCUGGCCCUGUCGCGGAGCUCCAAGGCGGCGCGGCUGUCGUGCGAGGCCUUUUUGGUGUUUUACUUUAUGUUCAUCGCAGACGGCUGGUACUGCGCCAUGUUUUGCACGGGCAUGCUGCUCUGCGACCUGGACCUGCUCGCAAACAAGGGCGAGCUGCCCUUGUUCCUGGCCUGCCUCGAGCCGGCCAAGGACUUUCUCUACUACCACCUGCUGGCCUUGAGCCUCUUCCUGGGCGGCAUCCCGAGCGAGAACUCGGACGUGCAGAACCUGCAAAAGAGCCGCGGGUGGUACUAUCUGUCGUGGCUCAAGCCGCAGGCGGUGUUUGACUACAAGUGGUUCUACCUGUGGCUGGCGGCCACGUUCCUGGUCGCGUCCAUUCCGCGCAUCACCUGGCUGAAGCGCUUCUUCGAGACCAAGUUCUGCCAGUAUCUGGGUCGCAUCUCGUUUGCGCUCUACAUGGUCCACGGCCCCGUGCUCUGGACGCUGGGCGACCGCAUCUACGCGGCCGUGGGCUGGCGGACGGACGAGCAUCUGCAGCACAUGCCGCACUGGGUGGACAAGCUGCCGCUGCCCAAGUCGGGGCCUCUGGGGCUCGAGGUGUCGUUCCUCGUGCCGCACCUGGUGCUGCUGCCGCUGACGCUGGCGCUGGCAGAGGCCGUGACGCGGUGGGUGGACACGCCGAGCGUCAGGUUUUGCUCGUGGCUGUACCACAAGACGUUGGGCAAUUCGGAUCCGGUGCUGGCGAAGCAGGCCAGGGCGUGA